This is a messenger RNA of Didymodactylos carnosus, 1041 nucleotides long. NCBI's taxonomy places the organism in Eukaryota, Metazoa, Rotifera, Eurotatoria, Philodinida, Philodinidae. The record is from the annotation of a GenBank genome assembly.
AUGAGCAUUCAUGUUAGAAAACGAAUUAUUUGUGCUAUUUCGGGAGGUAUUGAUAGUGCUGUUAGUGCUUUAUUGUUAAAGAAAAAAGGUUAUGACGUUAUUGGAUGUUUUAUGAAAAAUUGGGAUAAAUAUGAUGAUAAUACUGUCACGUGUACACUUGAUAAAGAUUUGGAAGAUGCUGAAUAUGUGUGUCGUAAAUUACAAAUUAAAUUACAUGUUGUAGAUUUUGUGAAGCAAUAUUGGAAUAAAGUAUUUAUACCAUUUUUAGACGAUUAUCAAAAUGGAUUAACACCGAAUCCUGAUAUACUCUGUAAUAAAUAUGUUAAAUUUGAUGCCUUAUUAACAUACUGCAAACAACAUUUACAAACGGAAUUACUAGCUACAGGACACUAUGACAUAAACUAUGCCUUGAAAUAUGUACAAUUUCCAGUUGGUGAUAUAUUAAAAUCGGAUGUAAAAAAAAUAGCAUUAGAAAAUAGUUUAGAACGUUUUGUACAAAAACGUGAGAGUAUGGGCAUAUGUUUUAUUGGUAAACGAAAAUUUCAUGUAUUUAUUGAUCAAUUUAUAUCCGAGUUAAAGGGUGAUAUUCGACAUAUUGAAACGAAUAACAUCAUUGGAGAACAUAAAGGAAUUCAUCGACAUACAUUAGGACAACGAAUACCAAUCUAUGAUAGACAACAUGCACCAGGAACAAAUCAUCCAGCUUUAUUCACACAACAUUUCCAUACUGAUGCUUCGCAUUGGAUCGAUGAAAUACCAUACACAUUUAAAACUAAUGGACAUUUUGAAUGUGAUUUUAAAUUUCAACAUCGGCACAAAACAAUUGUUGUACAAGUUUCAUCGUCAUCACCUAACAACACACGUUUGAAGAUUUCAUUACCCAUUCCUAUUCGAUCAAUAUCGCCUGGACAGUAUGCUGUGUUUUAUAAUGGCGAAGAAUGUUUAGGUGGUGCACGAAUUAUUGAUAACGGCACAUCGUUGUAUGAACUGAAACAUAGUCCCCCAUUGAUCAAUUCCGAUCGUUUGCUUAACAAAUACUGA